Messenger RNA from Spizellomyces punctatus DAOM BR117, 1458 nucleotides. RefSeq lists its product as uncharacterized. The transcript has 2 exons. The record is from RefSeq and is a predicted model, not a curated record. Lineage: Eukaryota; Fungi; Chytridiomycota; Chytridiomycetes; Spizellomycetales; Spizellomycetaceae. The coding region runs from base 120 to 1298 and encodes 392 amino acids.
CGUCGAUUUUCCUAAAUCCUCUCGCUCUGGCUCUUACAAGCGAAAUCAAAAUCUAUCAAUAGGUCGCCCAUCAAGAACAACAAUCAAAAAGUAGAAAUCAUCGAUUCAAAGUGGCAAACAUGAGCGACGAUGAGAUGGACAUGAGCGAUAAUGAGAAGACUACAGACCUUCUUAAUAAUGUUCGUUUAGCAUUCAUAAGCCAAAAAUCAACGUUUGCAUGUGCCGGGGCCAUCAAACUAAAGGAUCCCAUCCGUAUUUACUACGAAUCCAACUCACCCGACUCUGAGGAAUCAAAAACUAUCAGAACCGUGACCCUUCCGAAUAAUGACCUGAAGGAACUUGUCGAUUCAUGCCAACCAGCCACAUUCGGAGUAGGAAAGACAGAAGUCAUGGACGAAUCUUAUCGGAAAGCUUUAAAGAUGGAUGCCGACAAAUUUGCCAGUUCCUUCCAACUUUCCGAAACUGAUAUUCUACAUACUAUCAAAGAAGUACUCUUGCCCCAUUCUAAACACGCCUUACAAGCGGAACUCUACAAAUUGAACGUCUAUCAGGAAGGAGGCUUCUUCAAGUCACACAAGGACACACCUAGAGGCAACGGCAUGUUUGGAUCACUCGUACUUGUUCUGAAUCAACCAUACACAGGAGGGAACUUCGUCGUUCGACACAAAAAGCAGGUCCUGCAGUAUGGUAACGCUGCCAUACAGGAGGGUUAUAUUCAAUGGUUUGCGUUCUAUUCUGAUUGCACCCACAAAGUGGAAAAAGUCACAUCUGGCAAUCGAAUCACUCUGACUUACAAUCUCUACGAAGGCGACACUGUUGGGAUUGCAGAUAAAGUUUCACCCACUGAUGAAAAACUCCUUACGACAAUGGAAGAGCUUAUCCGUCAUGGAUUCAAAGGAACUAUUGGUUUCCCGUUGGAGCACAUUUACGUAGCCGGUUCUCCAAUGAAAGGUCGUGAUCUGGUGACUUUUAACACGAUCAAACUGUUAAAAAGGGAAUCGACAACUCCGGUAGUUGUUAAAAAGUAUCUGGUUGCAAAAGCAGAGGGUUGCGACGAAGACGAAGAUGAUACUUUCAUGUACAUUCCUUGGGGCGGUUUCAACGAUGGUCACGAAUUAUACGAACGGGAACCGGAUGCUUCAUACUUCAAGGAAUCCUAUAAAGCAAAAAGUUUCACCGUACAUUGGAUAUCUCAACCAAGUAAUUUUGGUUAUUCUGAUGUAGUGGCAGCUUAUGGAAACGAACCUUCGACGACCACACUCUAUUCUGCUGGAUGUGUAUUGGUGGAUAUCAAGUAAAGGAUCCCACCUUUGAGCACGAUCGUCCAUAUAUGGAUUCACAAUGUUUAUCGUUUCAUUGCAAUUCGUUAUACGUAUGACAUGCAUUCAAAUUUGAACAAACUGCUCUACAAAGAAACAAUGAUAUCUUGCUGUAUAUGGUGAAAAGCGCAGUGAAGCA